Messenger RNA from Anguilla anguilla (European eel), 4922 nucleotides. RefSeq names its product vang-like protein 1. Gene Ontology annotation, cellular component: plasma membrane. Bases 476 to 2047 code for a protein of 523 amino acids. The record is from RefSeq and is a predicted model, not a curated record. Gene Ontology annotation, biological process: multicellular organism development. Lineage: Eukaryota; Metazoa; Chordata; Actinopteri; Anguilliformes; Anguillidae. The transcript has 10 exons.
GCGAGAUCCACGGAAAGUGCAGCCCCCCAUGCCUUUGCUGUACGAGGGAAUCCUCCAGCUCUUAUCCGGGUUAGUGUGUAGCCUACUAUCCGCUCAGCUUCUAAAUGUAAAUGUGUACGCGAGAUCCAUCCGUGGGAAUGUUACCUUACUGAAAUGUUUAGGUAGUUAAGGAUUUCCACAUUUCCUCAGAGUUUAUGUUGGCCUACUUCGUCGUCGGCUGCUUUUUAAACCUCUGCUCUGCACCCCCUGAGUGUGGCUGAUCUGAGAUCAGUUCCAGGUUGAUGUUUUCUUGUGGGGGGCCCGCAGGGUUGCUUUCAAGAUAGACCCCCAACAGCAGGCAGCCUCGGCCAAUCUCCUGAGCGAGUCCCGCCUCCUGCCGGAUAAGACCGCCCACAAGCUCCCCCUGCGUCUGCCCGACGCCAAGCCCAGCAACCUGCAGGCCCUCAGCCAAUCGCUGGGGCAGGACAGCGUCGCCAUGGACACGGAGUCCACCUACUCUGGGUACUCUUACUACUCCGGCCGCUCCAGGGGUUCUCACCGACAUGGGGAGCGUAGCCGGGACCGGCACAAGUCGCGCAGCAAGGACAGCAGCCGAUCGGAGAAAUCUGUCACCAUCAACGCCCCGCCCGCCGAGCCGCUGCUGGGAGACCCCGCCUCCCGCGGGGAGGAGGUGCAGGAUGAUAACUGGGGCGAGACCACCACAGCGGUGACGGGCACGUCGGAGCACAGCCUGUCCCAGGAGGACAUUGUGCGCAUCAGUAAGGACCUGGAGGACAGCGUGGGGCUGGGCUGCCGGCGGUACCUGGGGCUGACGGUGGGGGUGCUGCUGGGCGUGCUGGUGCUGCUGACGCCGCUGGCCUUCCUGGUGCUGCCCCACGUGCUCUGGCCCGAGCGGCUCAAGGCCUGCGGGACGGCCUGCGAGGGGCUCUUCAUCUCCGUGGCCUUCAAGCUGCUCAUCCUCCUCAUCGCCGUGUGGGCGCUGUUCCUGCGCCCGCCCCGCGCCGGCCUCCCGCGCGUCUUCGUCUUCCGGGCGCUGCUCAUGGUGCUGGUGCUGCUCUUCGUCGUCUCCUACUGGCUGUUCUACGGCGUGCGCAUCCUGGAGUCACGGGAUGAGAACUAUCAGGGCAUAGUGCAGUACGCCGUGUCGCUGGUGGACGCUCUGCUGUUCAUUCACUACCUGGCCAUCGUGCUCCUGGAGCUGAGACAGCUGCAGCCCUGCUUCUCUGUGUGCGUCACACGCUCCACUGACGGAGAGACACGCCACUAUAACCUGGGACAGCUCAGUAUCCAGCGGGCUGCCCUGUCCAUCCUGGAGAACUACUACCGAGAUUUCCCCGUCCAUAACCCCGCCCUGCUGACCGCCUCCAAAUCCCGCGCGGCCAAACACCUGGCCGGCCUCAAGGUCUACAACGUGGACGGUCCGGGGAAUAACAGCGCGGGGCAGUCUCGAGCCAUGAUCGCGGCCGCCGCCCGCCGCAGGGACACCAGCCACAACGAGCUGUACUACGAGGAGGCCGACCACGAGAGGCGCGUCAGGAAACGCCGCGCCAGGUUGGUGGUGGCGGUAGAGGAGGCUUUCACACACAUCAAGCGCAUGCAGGAGGAGGAGCAGAAGAAGACUCCUGGGGAGGUGAUGGACCCGCGGGAGGCUGCCCAGGCCAUCUUCCCCUCCAUGGCCCGCGCACUGCAGAAGUACCUCCGCACCACUAGGCAGCAGCACUGCCACACCAUGGAGAGCAUCCAGCAGCACCUGGCCUUCUGCAUCACCAACAACAUGACACCCAAGGCCUUCUUGGAGAGCUACCUGACCCCGGGCCCCACGCUGCAGUACGGGAGGGAGCGCUGGCUGGCCAGGCACUGGACGCUGAUCAGCGAGGCCACGGUGACCAGCGGCCUGAAGGAGGGAUCAGUCUUCCUACUCAAGUGCAUAGACUUCAGCCUGGUGGUGACCGCCAAGCGCAUCCCCUACAUCCAGCUGUCCGAGGAGUUCAUCGACCCCAAGUCCCACAAGUUCGUCCUGCGGCUGCAGUCCGAGACCUCGGUGUAGCGUAGCGCACGCGGGUUUUACUCUUUUAAAUCAUUUUUUACGAGGUUUAUAUUUUAUUUGAGGUGUCGUUUUUCUUUUUUUUUUUUCUUUUUUGGUCACUUAUGCAAAUCUUUUUUUUGUUUUGGUUAAAAGAUAUUAGCUGAUAUUUAAAGAAAUAAAAAUCACACAGAUGACACGUUGGAUACAUCUGUGUGUACAGACAGGGAAUCAAACCCUAGAGAGAGUAUGCGAGUGUGUACUCGUGUGUGUGUGUGUGUGUGUGUGUGUGUGUGUGUGUGUGUGGGAAAGUGUGUGUUUGCUUUUAUGUGUGUAUGCACAUGUGCGUGUGUUUGUUGUGAGUGGUGUGUGUUUGUGUGCGUGCGUGUGUGCGUGUGCGUGUGUAUGUGUUUGCAUGCACAUGUGUGUGUGUGUGUGUGUGUGUGUGUGUGUAAAUGGACACGUUCAUCCUGCCUGUUCCAGCAUCAUGAGUGACAUGGGCAGGUGAAGGGGGAGGGGUGGGUGUGAGUGUGGGGUAGGAGGAGGGGCCCCUGGGGCAGAGGGCAGGCACAGGGUGGCUGUCUAAAGGACCACUGAAGCCCUGCCCCAAUACACAUCUGGACCGAAGAGGAAUAGUGUGAAAGAUCAUUUUUAAGGUCAUAAAGCUCAACAACACUCAAGCAAACUGGUUUUGUUUUUAUGUCAGAAACAUGAAGUCCCAACCAAGUUUCUUUUUCCAUUUAUUUUGGCUUACUUGUAGAAAUCCACCUAGUCCUGUUUUGUGUUGUGUCAGAUAGAGUCCUGGUCACAUGCUUCUCCUGGGUUUGCUAUAGCAACAGGUUCAGCGGGGCACAACAUAACUUGUUUGCUCGAAUCAGCAGCUACCUUCAUUGAAACAAUUCAGGUGCAUAUUUUCAGAUGGAAUUUUGCUGAGUAUGAACUUCACGUGUAUAUAUGUGUUUGUAUAUACAUAUACAUGUAUUUAACAUAUAUGUACAAACAUAUGGUAUUUGCCUGUGUGUAAAUAUAAAUGUAUAUAAUGCUGUUCAUUUGAUACACUUUCAUAUUCUAAUUUGCCUGCCUGCACAUAAAAACUGACUGUGGAAUUCAGACACUACCAAAAUACUCCUCUUCGUAUACAUUCUCUUCACCAUUCCUGGAUACAAACUUAUUUUUGAAUACAUACAUAUUUUUUAGAAACGCAGUUUCUGAAUACAUUUUUCUAGCUUUUCUAUGGCAUUGUGUUGAUAUCAAAUUAACAUGUUGUUUCCGUAUCAGAAGGCUGUUAUUUUGUUAGCUCUCAGUUUCCUUGAACCCUGGAGAGUUGGCAUCAGCUGAUACUCCCGUGGUCAGCUCUGGGCCUGGGCCAGACCAGAGGGUCACAGUAGAUUGAUUUUUCCACCUCUGUGUUUAAACACUCCCGUGUGAACUUCUGCACUGUGGGGAUAGCGAUCAACUCAUCUUCCUUUUUACAACUAAAAUUUAAAUUGAGUGCAAUUUGAGAUUUAUUUAAAUUCUUCGGUGCAAUUUAUGAAUUUAUUUUUCCCCUUCGUCCCAGUCUUUGUUUAUUUAUCCAUAUUUGCGUGUCUUUUUUUCCAAACCUGUGUUCAGACCCAUUAUAUCCACCCAUAAGUCCUGUUUCCAUGACAUUUUUUUCUUUUGUGAGCACAAACCAAAGACACGUGUUGAACUGUCCAAUUUCCCAGGUUACAGAGGGCUGUUUCUGUUUCUGUGAAUCAGGAGUACACAUGUAGCACUCAACCUCCACCUUCACUGAGCAUCAGGGGCCAGCCUACACCUGCAGUAGGUGGAGUCCAGGUGGAUAAAUGGGGCUAAACUUCCUAAAAGGUCAUAUUAAACUAAAGUUAUCUGUAGAGUGUUACCUGUAACUCAAGUGUGCCGAAAAAGAAGAAAUUAUAGGGAGAACCUCUGGUGUGCAUCGGUGUAAUUGAAAUGGUUUUGCAUAUGUCAAUAACUGUGCACUGGUAUAGUGCCCUUAACAGCUGCCUCAGACCAUGUGAACGUCAGUGGAGAGUGAGUUAUUUCUGCCUUCUGUAGCUCACGUCCCACUCCAACCCCUCCAGUGACCCCCCCCCCCCCCCCCCAGUUUGGGAACCCCUGCUGUAUAGAAUGGCCACUUGCUCAUUCUCCUCUGGCCAAAUGAAAGUGGUGAUACUGAGUGUUUUAAGAGCGUGCUGCAGUCCACCGCCCGUGUCUGGGGCUGGAAGAGGCCUCCACUACCUGGCACGUGUGAGAUUUGACUAAAAGAGGAGUGGAAAUUCACUUUGCAUGCAUUAGAUGCAGGUUUUUAUUUAUUUCAGGAAUAUAUGACACUAACUGCAAAAGGAAUGUUGGUUAUGUUGUGCAGAAAAUCAUGAUUCAGAUGAUGCAGUCCAGUAAGGAAAUUAAAAACGGCUCAUAGCGCCAUCUAGCAGAUAUACCCGGCAGUGUUUGGGAAUCAGGACAGCUAACAGUAUUGAGUCACAGGGUUCUUAUUUCAAGUGAAUGUUUUAAAAACCAAUGCAUUUUAUUAAAAAGGACCCCUCAUUUUAUAUGCAUACAGAUCUUAAAUACAGAAAGUACAUUUUAUAUAUUGUCUAUGGUUGUUCAGUUGUUUAUACUGUUCCUAAAAAGAAAGCUUUUGAUUUUUAUGCCAAUUGCUGUUUGGGUUUUUACAGAUGAUGGUAGUGCACUGUAUGUCCCUUUCACAAUGUGAACACGUGCCUCUUUUACAAGCAGUGUGUGGACAAUGGUCCUCAGCACGUAAACAUCCCAUUCUUCUUUUCACACAUGCACAAGGCUUUUUCUGUUUUAGUCCUGACAUUUUAUUGUAUCAAAUUGUUUCAAUUUCAUAACGUGAAUAUUUGUAUAAAAUAAACAUUUUUACAAAAAAAUUGUA